GAACAUGCGCGGGAAACGAAGAUUCAAACCACUCUCGCCGUUGCCGCUACGCUGCCGAUGGAGCGGGCCCGCGUCUUCAUGGUAUCAUGGCACCGAACGGCCGGCCGAGCGGAUUCCAACGACGAGCGUCUGCGCGCGGUGCAGUUCCAGAUUCUCGCUCGCCGAUUUCGAGACUGUGAUCAUCGCGUCGAGUGACAGCUUGACGAACAAUGAUUUUCGGGCCCUUCUCUUGUGCUCAUGGAGUUCGCCGUGUCGCUUUCACGUCGAUCGGUUUGCAGUGCGAUGCGCUCUUAUCCGAUGUGAAGAGUACAAUCGCUGGAUGACGAUUAACUAUAUCUGAGCAGGGAGGAGGGGAUUUGUGGCGAUGGAUUUUUUGCCUGGCAAGAAUCGGUUGUAAUUCGCUGUUUCUCGUUGAUGUCAGUUGGACUUGCUCAUGAUAGUAUAGAGAUUUGUGUCAAUUGCAAAUGGCAUGAGCAGUUCCCAUCGUCGUACAUCUGUGCUGUAGAUUCGGAAUCCCGCCCUCAUCUCGUAGACUCGGAAUCUAUGAAUUCAAGAGAAAUGGCAGAUUCGAACUUCGUCCGGCACUGGGCAGCAGGAGAGUGAUGAGUCCGCUGCAAACUAGCGGACAUAAGCGGCAUUCAAUUGCUAUGAGUUGGAAUUGUGCUUGCACGAUAGGUGCUGCGCUACAAUUACAGGUUGAAAUACACAGUAGAGGUCGUUGUCUUUGGACAAAUUCGAGGAAAUUUGGGUCGGAGAGAGUGCUGAAGAUAUAAGCACUGCUAGACAGAGCUACGAAGAUGCAGGCAGCUCGGUUGGCCACGAGGCUCCAGCGGGAACUGCGAAUGCUUCAGAGUGACCCCCCUCCUGGUGUCUGCGCCUGGCCUUGUAACGAUUCUCUGUCACACUUGGAAGCUCAAAUUCAGGGGCCGGAUGGAACAGUUUACGCGGGAGGUCUUUUCAAACUCGAGAUUCAUGUUCCUGACAGGUAUCCAUUCGAGCCCCCGAGCGUCAGGUUCAAAACUCCGAUAUACCAUCCAAACAUAGACACCGGAGGCCGGAUCUGCCUGGACAUCCUCAACAUGCCACCGAAGGGUGCCUGGAAGCCCUCUUUGAACAUGCCUACGAUACUCGCCAGCAUUGGUAUACUUUUGGCCGAACCUAAUCCCGACGAUGGACUCAUGGGAGACAUUACAGCGGAGUACAAGCAUAAUCGCCGAUCUUUCGACAUGACUGCUGUUAAAUGGACUCAGCAGUAUGCACUGCAGAAGGAGUCUGUUGUUGGAGAUGUUAGUACUCCUGUACAGCAUAACGAUAAUGUCCAACACAAAACGUUGAUAGCCGAGGGAAGAAGAACUUCGACGGUCAAUGGGACCAAAAUUACCAACACUCUAGGUACAGGCACUGCGGCGAGCACUUCGAAGCCUUUUCUUGGGACCAGAUUAUCACUGGAGAGAGGAUCCAAGGAUUCAGGGAAACAAAGCUUUAUGAACACCGAAGAUGUGGACGUGGUGGCAGUAACAUCUAAGCGUGCGUUAGCAUGUAUCGACAAUACGGUGGGAACGCGACACGUCGAUCAAAGCUUGGAAAUUUCCACUGAGGUCUCAAAGUUGAAGGGGUCGGAAAAUGAAGUCAAAAUGACGGCAAAAAUCGGGGGAAGUUCACAUGUAGCUCUGAAUGCGGAAGGAUGUCUAAGAACAGGCGCAUCCAAUUUGUUCACUGAGAACACUGUGUCCACUGGGCCAUCCUCCAUGGACCCCGGGAAUGUCAAGAGGUCUCCUGAAGCCCGAAACAUAAUGACUCUAACAGAUUUACCACCAGCAUCUUCGAAACAGCAAACUAGGUGCCGCGUUGGAAGCAAGCCCAGCGAAACAGUCACUUCAAUAUCUCAUGCAUCAUUGUCCGUUUCGACUGCAGAGGAAACGAACUGCUCGGAAAGAAGAAGCAAGUAUUUUUCAUCUUCUUCGUUUAAAGCUGUUAAGCACGCCAGCGGUGAAAGCGCCGAUGCACUGUCGAAUGGAGAGAAGGCUAAUUAUCUCCAUCCAGAGAGCGUCAAGAGUCGGAUCUGCGUUGCUGUAUCAGACGCAUGUCCUGUGAGAAUUCCACCGACCCACAAUCUUGGCUAUGAGGAAGUACGUGCCCAAGAUCAUGCGGCUGCCACUUCAACUCCGGUUUUUGAAAAUGGACAAUCUGAAGAAACAGACAGACAGACGUCUUCAUCCUCCACUUCAUCUCUUCCCAUACCUUCCAAGAAAACGGUUCCAUCUGCCAUCCCUGACGAGAAUUCUGACGGAGCUCACGCUAAGCGCCGGAAGCAAGCUGCACUUUUCAGGCAGACCCAGGAUACCGUCAUCCAAGCAGAUUUCAAUGGAAGGAUAGACAGAUAUUUCACGGCCUCGCCUGUUGUUCGGGCAAGUUCGGCAAGCCCCACCACAUCUGAUGGAAACGCACCGCUUCAGAGAUGUGCUGCAUACUCCUCAGCAUACUUCAGCAACUUUUCAACACCUCGAAGUACUGACGCCGAUAUGGUACUCAUCACUGGCGAGUCGGGCCCUGUUAAACCCGGGACCACGACAGUAGAUGACAGAUCGCAUCUCAAGAAGAAACCCCCAAGGCCAGCCAAAGCUUGGGGGGCCACCGAAGUCAUAGUAUUGGACAGUGAGAGUGACGAAGAACCUCCGAAGGGAAGGUCGAGACUUUCACUGUCAAGGAGAAGAUCGAAGAACAAGUGAUCUAUCACAAUCUCGGCAGCACUAUGUCCACCUUAAGUGUGUAGUCGAGAAAUUCAACUGCCAUUUUAGGCCAACUGUACAUACAGGAAAGCUUGCAAAUUUGUACGAAAUGGCAAAGCUACUUUUCCAGAAGAGAAAAUGCAAUGUACAUGAGAGAAAAGCUCUUAAUGGGCUAUGGGCUCAUUUUUGUUUUCUAAUGUGAGAAUACUACACAAUCUGCAGAUGCAGACGAGAGGCGAGAUAUGGGCUCCUUUCAAAUUCUGCGGAACACAUCUAUUCCAACAACCUUCCAAAUCUUAUUCACUUCCCAAGCGUACGGGU
Messenger RNA from Marchantia polymorpha subsp. ruderalis, 3050 nucleotides. Lineage: Eukaryota; Viridiplantae; Streptophyta; Marchantiopsida; Marchantiales; Marchantiaceae. The record is from the annotation of a GenBank genome assembly.